Messenger RNA from Tigriopus californicus, 1130 nucleotides. Its product is annotated as superkiller complex protein 8-like. The coding region runs from base 187 to 1098 and encodes 303 amino acids. The transcript is spliced from 5 exons. The record is from RefSeq and is a predicted model, not a curated record. Gene Ontology annotation, molecular function: protein binding. NCBI's taxonomy places the organism in Eukaryota, Metazoa, Arthropoda, Copepoda, Harpacticoida, Harpacticidae. Gene Ontology annotation, cellular component: Cdc73/Paf1 complex.
AACAAACCCAUCACAUUUUGGGUUUGAGUUCGCUUCAAUUCAAGCAAAGGGGCGAAUUCAAUUCUUCCAUCCCUCAACAUUACGGCAACCAAUGGGAUUUGAAGUGGGUGCCAACACCAGCCAUUUCCUAUUGAAAGAGUGAAGCCCAUACCCGCCCAUUGACCGGAUUGUUGGAUUCGUACGAACAUGUUUGCGGUUCAUCUCAAGAAGGACAACGCCCACGCCGAGAGCAUCUGGUCGUGUGCUUGGGGCAAGAAUGGCCCAGACGGGCCCGAUAUCCUCGUAUCGGGGGGCAUGGACGAUUACGUCAAGAUAUGGCAACUUCAGGCGGGUCUCCUCAACCCCUUGGCCAAAUUGGGCGACCAUUCCUUAGGCGUGGUGUCGGUGGCCAUUGAUCACGUGGCUGCCAAGGUGGUGUCCAGCUCGUUGGAUUCGGCCAUCCAUUUGUGGGAUGUCGAGAAGGGCGAGAAAAUCCGUAGUAUCGAAAACGGCCCUUUGGAGGCCUGGACUGUGGCCUUCAGCCCCAAUGGCCAGCACAUCAUUUCCGGAUCCCAUGUGGGCAAAAUCAACAUGUAUGAUGUGAACACGGGGCAGCGAGAGGAACAGCUGGACACCCGUGGCAAGUUCACCUUAUCCAUCGCAUAUUCCCCGGAUGGCAAUUACGUGGCCAGUGGCGCCAUUGACGGUAUUAUUAAUAUAUUUGAGAUGACCAAUCGGAAACUCAUUCACACCCUGGAAGGACACGCCAUGCCCAUCCGCACCCUCAGCUUUUCUGCCGAUUCCAAACUUUUGCUCACAGGAGCGGACGACGGGCAUUUGAAGAUUUACGACACAACCAACGGCACACUUAUUUCCACACUCUCAGGACACACGAGUUGGAUCUUGGGCGUAUCCACUUCGCCCCAAGGCGACAUCUUUGUGUCAGGAUCGGCCGACAAUUCCGUCAAGGUUUGGUCGAUGGCCGAGAAAUCUUGCGUCCACUCCUUCAGUGAACACGAGGGACAAGUGUGGAGCACGGCUUGUAGUCCCAAAGGAGAUCGAGUGAUGUCCGUGUCCGAAGACAAGUCAAUCAUAAUCUAUGACAUUCCGGGCCAUUGACCAUUGAAUAAAAAAUAAAAGGACCUCUCGAA